This is a messenger RNA of Diatraea saccharalis (sugarcane borer), 2449 nucleotides long. The record is from the annotation of a GenBank genome assembly. Lineage: Eukaryota; Metazoa; Arthropoda; Insecta; Lepidoptera; Crambidae.
GUGUUCCUUUCAUAUAAUUAACCCAGAACAUAUCUAUGCACAGAAGAAAAAGAGAACAAACUAAAUUAAAAUUUCGUUAAAACGUGGGUGAGCGAAAUUUCGAUGUAUGAGUUUUUGAACCAUUUCGAGGUGAAUAUUUUAAAGCCAUCUUUUAGGUUUUUAGAAAGAUAGUGCAUCUUUUAACCGACUUUAAAAUCGAAAAGGAUGAAGUUAUAGAUAUGUUCGGUGAUAUAAAUUUUUUUAUAGUUUAUAAUAAAAAUAUAAUAAAAUAAACUGAAAUAUUAUCUACGGAAAUAUAACUUUUUUAUAUUAAAACUUUUUACAUAAUUUGAAAAAGUCUAGUGUCCACUUUUGUUUGUUCAACCUUUUUGAUAAAUCGUCACAUAAUUUUAACUGUCACAAUUCAAAUUUUAAAAUUUAAGCCUUUGGAGACUUUCUAAAAUAUUUUGUUUUGCUCUCAGUUUGAAGUUUGGUGCCGUUCUGUUGGGAUCGGUUGAAUAAAAGUAAGAAAUAUUUAUUUUUAAGUAAUUUUAAAAUGCGUGAGUGCAUAUCUAUACACGGAGGACAAGCGGGUGUACAGAUUGGAAAUGCCUGCUGGGAGUUAUAUUGCUUGGAGCAUGGAAUCCAGCCUGACGGGCAGAUGCCCUCAGAUAAGACGGUAGGCGGUGGUGACGACUCCUUCAACACAUUCUUCAGUGAGACCGGAGCAGGAAAACACGUGCCGAGAGCUGUAUUCAUAGACUUGGAACCGACCGUCGUAGACGAAGUGAGAACCGGAACCUACCGUCAGUUGUUCCAUCCGGAGCAGCUCAUCACGGGGAAAGAAGAUGCCGCCAACAACUACGCACGCGGUCAUUAUACGAUCGGCAAGGAGAUCGUAGAUCUAGUCCUCGACCGCGUACGUAAACUCGCUGACCAAUGUACCGGCCUGCAGGGGUUCCUCAUCUUUCAUUCGUUCGGCGGUGGUACUGGUUCUGGUUUCGCCUCCCUUCUUAUGGAGCGUCUCUCUGUCGACUACGGCAAAAAAUCAAAGCUAGAAUUCGCCAUCUACCCCGCCCCUCAAAUCUCCACAGCCGUCGUAGAACCCUAUAACUCGAUCCUAACGACGCACACGACACUAGAACAUUCCGAUGCCGCCUUCAUGGUUGACAACGAAGCUAUCUACGACAUUUGCAGAAGAAACUUGGACAUAGAGAGACCUACUUACACUAAUUUAAACAGACUGAUUGGGCAGAUAGUGUCAUCUAUAACAGCGUCACUGAGGUUUGAUGGCGCUUUGAAUGUAGACUUGACAGAGUUUCAGACAAAUCUGGUGCCAUAUCCACGUAUUCAUUUUCCACUAGUAACAUAUGCGCCCGUGAUUUCUGCAGAGAAAGCAUACCAUGAGCAAUUGUCUGUGGCUGAAAUUACGAACGCCUGUUUCGAGCCCGCAAACCAGAUGGUGAAGUGCGACCCUCGUCACGGAAAGUAUAUGGCUUGCUGCAUGUUGUACCGAGGAGAUGUGGUGCCAAAAGACGUGAACGCAGCGAUCGGGACCAUUAAGACAAAACGUACGAUCCAGUUCGUAGACUGGUGCCCGACUGGAUUUAAGGUGGGUAUAAACUACCAGCCACCGACGGUAGUGCCAGGUGGAGAUUUGGCCAAGGUGCAGCGUGCUGUAUGUAUGCUGUCAAACACGACUGCCAUAGCAGAGGCAUGGUCGCGUCUUAACCAUAAAUUUGACCUGAUGUACGCCAAGCGAGCCUUCGUACACUGGUACGUCGGUGAGGGCAUGGAGGAAGGAGAGUUUUCAGAGGCUCGUGAAGAUUUAGCUGCCCUUGAGAAGGAUUACGAAGAAGUGGGUAUGGACUCCGGUGAGGGCGAAGGUGAAGGCGGCGAGGAAUACUAAUUUUUUUUGUUAUUUAUAGGACUAUUUCGUUUCAUUUAGGGCUAAAAUGUUGUAAUUAUGAAUGUAGCAAUGUUUAAUUUAAAUUGAUAAAUGAUAAAUAAAAUUAUGAAAGUGAUCUUGUACUUUGGAUUUUGUUUUCCAUUUUAUCGUUUUAACAUUCCUAAACGGUACAGUAGUGCUGCUGCAGGCAUGCCUAAGUUAUGAAAGUGGAUCUGCAUAUUUUGGUCUGUUAUAAAUUGUCAUUGGCUAAACAUAACCAUUAAUGCGGUUAGAACUGUUAGACUUCUUCAAUCACUGAAUAUCCACUGGGCCAAAUCUAUUAAGGAUCAAGUGAUUUUUCUUUAAAAUAUAUUCAUGAAAUUCAUUAUGGAUCUGUGCCAUGAUUCAAGUGCUAUCUGUACAAUGGCUUUCUGAGAUUAAAGGUCUCAUUAGAUCCCUUUUACUUAAUUUAUAAAUUAUAGAUGGACUAUAUUCUAUGAUAUUUAUUAACUUAUCUCACAAAACAAGUUACAGUAAACAUAAUAUAAAUAAAUGUAUACAAUUAGAAAUCAUCCAUACGGU